GCUCUCACGCCACUCAGACUGCAGGAUCAUCAUGAAGACUUCGUUGCUGUGCCUCGCUCUCGUUGCAGUGGUCGCUGCCGACAGGAUCCCUGGCUUUGUCGUGCCGGGAAAAUGUCCUGCGGUCGACGAGAGAAUGCUCUACUCUCAACAGAAGCCGAACUAUCAAAGGUAUGCAGGCACAUGGUACGAAAUUGCCCUUACAAACAACCCCUACCAACUGAUUAAGCAGUGUGUCCGCAACGAAUAUACCUUUGAUGGAAUCAAGUUCAACGUCAGGACCACUGGUACUGAUGCUACUGGAAACACAAUCACACGUAAUGGUCAGGUUCUGCCAAAUCCUUUCGGAGAACCUCACCUUUCCGUGGACUACGAAGAAUCCUGGAUGGCUCCCUACGUGAUUCUGGACACUGACUACGAGAACUUCUCGUGCAUCUAUAGCUGCGCCGGCCACAACUUCGGCUACUACGCCGACUUCGCCUUCAUUUUCUCCCGCUCGCCAACUCUCGCUGACAGAUAUUACAGGCGUUGUGAAUCCGCCUUCAUGAACAUCGGCGUUGAUCCCUCUCGCUUCAGCAAGACAGCUCAGGGUGCUUCCUGCUCCUACAACACCAACUACAGGUCUUGGUAGAAAAUCAGUAACAUUCAUAUUCUAUAUAUGGAUAGCUGUCAUGGAAAAAAGGCUCCGCUACCCGUAUUCCCUCUGUACUAGAUAGUCAAAUUAUGUAAAGCUGAUGAAAAAAAGAAGAA
This is a messenger RNA of Penaeus vannamei (Pacific white shrimp), 747 nucleotides long. Its product is annotated as crustacyanin-A1 subunit. Gene Ontology annotation, cellular component: cytoplasm. Gene Ontology annotation, molecular function: pigment binding. Lineage: Eukaryota; Metazoa; Arthropoda; Malacostraca; Decapoda; Penaeidae. The record is from RefSeq and is a predicted model, not a curated record. Gene Ontology annotation, biological process: response to reactive oxygen species; lipid metabolic process.